Molecule: messenger RNA, 1626 nt
Organism: Linum tenue
Lineage: Eukaryota; Viridiplantae; Streptophyta; Magnoliopsida; Malpighiales; Linaceae
Source: the annotation of a GenBank genome assembly
AUUUUUGUAAUUGCAAAAUCGGCAGGUGAAAGGGGGAAAGGGAAAAAAACUCCGCCUCCCAGGCCAACCAGCCCCACCCCUUCGAUCGAUCGAUCCCGCCCCUCAAUUCGCGCCUUGGCGUGCAAAAUUAUCAUGACGGCGCUUCUUCUUUUCAAUCUCCUCCCCUCGAUUCGCUCCGCCUAGGGUUCCAAUAUCUUUGCGCCCAGAUUCUCACAUUUCAAUCCUUCGAAUUUGUUUCUCCUAUUUUCUCUUUGAAUUCCCAAUUCAACCCGUUCCAUAUCCCUCAUCGAUCCUCCGGCCCGCUUCAUCUAGAAUGCCGCCGUUCAGCUCCACGUCCACGGCGCUCCGGUCUCUAUUAGCCCGUUCUGGUCGCUCAGGACAUUUCGCGGUCGCCCCACCCAAGCACAAUCAAAUUCGGCGCUCCAGAAGCGUUGCCGGAGUCUCGGCUCCAUCCAGUGUAAUCGAUUGCCGGGGUGAUUUCAGCUCGACGUUAUUGGGGAGUUCGUAUAGCGGUAGCUCUGCGGUGCAGCGGAGGCGAUUCCUCGGAUGCGGAGACGGGGAAGAAGGUGGUGUUUUGUCCAAGGUUUACGAAGAGAGACGCGUCUUAGGGUAUUCUCCGGAGCAAUUGUUUGACGUGGUGGCCGCGGUGGACUUGUAUCAUGGGUUCGUGCCCUGGUGCCAGCGGUCUGAUGUUAUCAAACGAUACCCAGAUGGAUCAUUUGAUGCCGAGCUGGAGAUUGGGUUCAAAUUUCUGGUUGAGAGCUACGUUUCUCACGUUGAAUUGAAGAGACCAAAGAUGCUCAAGACUACUGCAUCCCAGAGCGGCCUUUUUGAUCACUUGAUAAACAUAUGGGAGUUUAAUCCAGGACCUGUUCCAGGCAGCUGUGAUCUUUACUUUUUAGUAGAUUUUAAGUUUCAGUCACCACUCUACAGACAGGUAAGCACAAUUUGCUUUCAAAGUCUCAAACUUUUUCUAUUUUAAAUUUUGGCACAUCUCAUCGUGCAUAUUCACUCAAUCCAUAAAGCGCUUCCAACAUGUCCAUGCAAUCACUGUCAUUCCAUAGAAAUAUGCAAGUAAUUAUAGGGCAAUCGACGAACUAGUUUAUCCGAAGGCAGGAUACCAACUGUUAGCAUGAACUAGUUAGGUGAAACUUUGAACACCAGCAGAAUGUGGUUUUAUGUAGGAACAGUGAAAUGCGAUGCUUACAUGAUUGAGGAUUAUGCUCAGAUGAUAUCCAUAGGAGAUUGAUAGGUUGCAUCCAUGUUUUUCAAGGAGGUGGUAUCCCGUUUAGUUGGUUCGUUCAGUGACCGCUGCCGUUUGAUAUAUGGACCGGGAGUCCGAGUCCUUGAGAAUUCCUAUGAGCACAAGGCAUGAAAAAAGCUUCUCUCUUUUAACCAGAACCCGAUAUAUACUGAAAAGAACCCCUUGUCCAUCAAGUCUUAGGUAGAUAAAAAAUGAACAUUCUGAGCACAUGAAGUGGUUGCUCUUGUUUUCUUGUAUUCGCAGCCUCUCUUUCCAUCUCAUUGAUUGUAAUCCCAAGGCUAUAAGUAGGCAAAUUUUUACUCAAUUCAGAUGUAUGAUUUAUCGCGGAAUGAAAUGAAAAAGUCAGCGGACUUUCACUUGAC